Molecule: messenger RNA, 1912 nt
Organism: Chanos chanos (milkfish)
Lineage: Eukaryota; Metazoa; Chordata; Actinopteri; Gonorynchiformes; Chanidae
Gene: xkrx
Product: XK related X-linked
Exons: 3
Coding region: 444-1895 (483 amino acids)
Cellular component (GO): membrane
Source: RefSeq, a predicted model, not a curated record
GCUGCAGUCUGGAAUAAUUUGACAGUUCGUAUGGUCGAUUUUUUUCUACGGCGUUUCAGUAUUUUCAAGACUGCAGAGAUUGUGGAUGGGUAGACCCGUUUGUUUAAACUGCCAUGUGGGUUGACUAUACAACGGAGUCCGAAAUAUGAAUUUUAAGGACGACUUUAGGGCUUAUCCAUGGAUCUAACCACGAAGUUAGUUUCACAACGGUGUAGCAAACUGUUGCACGAUGUAAGGGGAUGUAUCGGGUAGGAAUGAAACUGUAAUGUGACCCGGCAAAGUGAUUACUGGAUUCUCGAUCGAGAGACAGACGUUAGGAAGAACUCUGGGCAGCAUACACAUACACCGGGAAAACGUAUUCCAGUAAAUUCUUGGAGUCUGUAUGACGUUUCGCGAUGUAGCGUAGGCAGUUGGUUAUAAGUUUUCGAGGUCAUCAAGAGUUUAUGCGAACAAUGGAUAAAAAGAGCGAAACAAUUGAAAAUGAUAUUUUGGAGGCUCCGAACCAAACGGCAUUCACUAACAACAAUAACGAGGAUUUACUGGUCAUCAACCACAGCAGCCCAAAGCCUCCACUGAGCGUAAUAUGGGCUACGAUACUGUUUUGCGCCGAGUUCAUCUGUGCUUCGAUGUUAUGCAGCCGAUACCACGCCAGCGACGACAUCAUCUGGAUGAGUUUGACUAUCAUUUUCUUUCUGGUGCCGUCAGUACUUACUCAGCUGACACUAACGUUCAUUCAUCGGGACUUGGGCAGAGACAGACCUCUUGUCCUGUUCAUGCAUCUACUACAAAUGGGGCCAGUCAUCAGGUGUAUUGAGGCUCUGGUCAUUUAUUUCAAAGCAGGAAAAACCGAGGAGCCCUAUGUCACCAUCUCCAGAAAGACCAAGUUAAAGAAAGGCAAAAGCGUGGGCAUGCCCACGGAGUGGGAGAUUGGCCACUCGGAGCGUAAACUGGCUGUUCAUCGGAAUGCCUUUAAGCGCACGGCCAUCAUUCAAGCCUUCCUCGGCUCCACGCCGCAGCUUACCCUGCAGCUCUACGCUACCAUCCAGGAGAAGUACAACCAUCAUUAUGUGAGACUUACUUUAAUGGCCAUUACUCUGAUAUCAAUCACCUAUGGGGCGCUGGUGUGCAGUGUUCUAGCCAUACAGAUCAAAUAUGAUGACUACAAGAUACGGGUGCAGCCAGGGGCCUACCUGUGCAUGGUUCUGUGGCGCGGCCUAGAAAUCGCCACCCGCAUCACCUCUCUGGUACUCUUUAGCACGGCUCUGACCCACUGGGUCAUACCUGUGGUUUUGGGCAACCUGAUCAUCUUCUUCUUUCUCCCAUGGGUGAAGUUCUGGGUCAAGAAAGCAUCUCUCCCUGAGAACGUGGAGAAGAACUUUAGUAAACUGGGUACCGUGGUGGUACUGUGCAUGGUUACGUUGCUCUACGCCUGCAUCAACAUCUUCUGCUGGUCGGCCGUCCAACUCGACUUAGCCGAUCACGACCUGAUCGAGAAGAAGCCAGGUUGGAGCAAGCUGUCUGCAUACUACAGCCUGCGUUUUUUCGAGAACGUCGCGCUCAUUGUCUUAUGGUACUUCUUCAAGUCGGACUUCUACGAGUACAUCUGCGCCCCGCUGCUGGUGGUCCAGCUGAUUGUGUGCUACGGCUUGGCCGUGCUCUUCAUGCUCCUGUUCUAUCAGUUUUGCCACCCGUGUCGCAAACUCUUCCGCCACAACGUGGAGGACUGCCUGCGCUGCGUGUGCUGCAGACGAGAGGCCGGAGGUGAAGCUCCAGCUGAAGCCGUACAGAUCGAUGAAGACACUGCACUGGCUGAGGAUCCAGCUCUACCUGACAUCGCCAGCCAGUUAGGAGACCGCGAGACUGAUAUCAUCGAUGAUGGCAUAUAUGUAGCUUGAUAAAGCCUCAGAGACAC